This is a messenger RNA of Linum trigynum, 4499 nucleotides long. The record is from the annotation of a GenBank genome assembly. NCBI's taxonomy places the organism in Eukaryota, Viridiplantae, Streptophyta, Magnoliopsida, Malpighiales, Linaceae.
AUUAGUAGGUGGUUACACUUGGCCACUUUCUAGUGUGAAGGUAGAGGCGUGUCAAGUUUUUGGCACCGUUGUCGGGGAAUGGCUAGGUUGUUGAAGAAACGUGAUUUCUUUUACUUUAGCAUUUCUUUUCCGCAUUGACUGUCUGCUUUGUCCCACUUGUGCCUUCACGGGUUUUUUUGCUUGGCUGUGUGUAGGUAGUGCAUGACCCGUAGCCAAUCGGGAGAUUUAUUACCGUUAGAUCCGGAGCUAGAACGCACUUGUCGCUAGCUAAGGAGACAACAGCGAGCAAGACUGGCUACGGAAGAAGUGCACGUCGACGGCCAUCUAAGCAGCGAUUCCGAAGAGGAAUACUGAUAUGAUCCCAAAUUGCCCACCAUUCACGUCACAAUUAUUUGACAAAGAAGCUAUCAAAGUUGGGAAGAAGAAAGACAGAAUUUGGCUGUGUCAAAAUCCGUGUUCAGGGUACAUACUUUGGAGGCAUGGUUCGCUCAAUUGGCUUGGUGGAAAUUCAAUUUUAAGAGUUUGUUUUUCAGAUAAAGUUACCAUCUUUCUAAUGGUAUGCUUUAUGGAUCCAGAAGAUGUCAUUAAGGUUGUUUUCCAAGUCCUCAAAGUUGCUACCUCAAAAUUGGAAAACUGCCAGAAAAUGGCUAAGGCAGGAAACUGUUUUGUGAAGCCUACUUUGGAGCUCAGUUCAAGGAGCAUGGAUCUGAUUCGAGACCAAAGGCUUCUACAACGUCAAACUAGGUAUGUUUGUGAACAAAGGGAAGGAAUUGGAUGAAGAAUUGGAGUUCGGGAAGGCCUCGAACGAAAGGCGUGAAGUUAGUACGAAAUCUGCAUUUUGACUGUUUGCUGGCAGCUUACUUGCACUUGAAGAAAGAGAGUUUAAAUCCGAAUUUUGAGUCCUUUUUAGAGUAGAUUUUUACCUUAAUUGUUUCCUAGUUCUAUUAGGUUUGUAUUAGGUUUAUUUGCCUUUAAAUACCUUUCUACUUUCGUUGUAAAACUCAGACUUUGAUUAAUCGAAUUGAGAACCUUUUGGUUUUGUGCAAGUUGCGACUUGUUUGAGUUUGGUGGAUUCCAAGCUUGUGAGCUUUGUAUCGAUUAAAUAUUCUCUUCAAUCGUGGUCGAGCAGCUACCCUUUUAUACCAUACGAGCUUUCCCCAGGUGUGGAAUUGUCCGUUGGUUCCGUUUUAUCCCAAGUUCGUAUUAAGAGCGCUUCGUUCUUGAUUCGAGCUCAAUCGAUUCUUCGAUUGAGUCGUUUGCUGCAUUACUUUGAUAACAUACACCUCCCAGGGGCUUAUCAAGUUGUAUCAGAGCCCCGUUCUACACAAGGGCGAAGGAGAAGAAGCAAGUGACGAUAUCGGCACAAGCAGAAUUCGUGUUUAAACAGGGCAGCCCCUGUUCGUGUGUUACAGCGGCUGUUUCGUGUGCAAUCGCGAUGGAAAACUCCCUUCGAGCAAAGGAGUUAGUAAAGGGCAGUAAGGAGGAGCAGCAGGCACGAUUUUGUGGCAAAGAGAAGUCCCCAACAGUCGUCAUCAAGCAUAGAGAGUCCGACGAACAGCGGGAUAACUUAUUUCACAGUAGAUGCUUCAUCGAUGGAAAAUUGGUGUCACUCGUGAUUGAUGGAGGGAGCUGUGAAAAUAUCGUAAGCCUGGACGCUGUCAACAAGCUUGGAUUGAAAACGCAAAGGCAUCCCCAACCUUACCAACUCAGUUGGAUCAACGAACAUGGAACGAUCAAUGUGACGAAACAAGUGUUAGUUCGCUUUAAUCUCGGACAGUACGAGGACGAGGUUUUGUGUGACGUUGCACCGAUGCAAACAGCUCACCUAUUGCUUGGUAGACCGUGGCAAUUCGAUCGAAAGGUUACACACGAAGGUUGGACAAAUUAUUAUAAGUUUCAGCACCAAGGUAAGAAGUUUGUGUUGAAACCUCUUUCUCCGGAUGACGUUUACAACGAUCAAAGGCAGAUGGAGGAGAAGAGGAAUACAGGCAAGGCGUCUCGAGCUCAGAUGUGGGUACAGAGGCACAUGGGAUUCAAUUUCAUGAGCUUUCGGAAGCACCAGAAGGCAGUCCCAGAGCUUGAACCAGCAGCCUGCAAUGAACUCUGUUUAUCCCCUGAAAAACAGAGUUACGAGGCCAGCAGUCACGCCGACGACGAGGAGGCAAAGAUGGAGCUCGACGCGGCCAACUAUGCGUUGCUAGAGGUGGAAGAAAGGUCGAAGAAGAGAGGAGAGGGUCGGGGUCAGUCUGACGAUGGGCGAAUCGUCUCGGCGACGAGAGCAGUUGAGCUUCCCAUCCUUGCCGCGAAACAGAGGAAGAGAGAGGGACAAUUGGUCGGGUUGAUUGGCGAAGUGGCGAGCAAAUCCAACAACGCUGAAACGUUCUCAAUGGCUUCGGGAAGCUCUCCCCUUGAGAAGAAGCAAACAAAUUCUUCUGUUUUGCAGAAUCAAAGUCGGGCUCAAACACCCCUGCAAACGCUCAAACACGAGCAAACUACGAGCGAAUGGGUUGGAAAGAUCGGGCCUGAUUCGAGCAAACUUCCCAAUACAGAAUCGUUCCAUAAUGUCCAUGGAACGUAUAUAAGUCUUCAAUUUGAUCCGAAAUCAUUCCAAUCAACAACGCCCAAUUCUGAAAUUUUUACCCGAAAGUUUGGAGAAGCCAAGGAAGAAUCGAUUGGAGAGAUUGGAAGCGAAUCGAACGAAAAAGAGACCAUGGGCAACUUCGGUAAGGUUCAAGUAAGCUCUAGCAACGAUCCAUUGGAAGAGGGGAAGCCGAAAUCACAAACGCAUAAUUUUUGUUUGGGCUCGCCGGAUUCUGGGUUUUCUUCGUCGGAAACUGGGAUUUUUAAAUCGUCCGGCGGCGGGAAACUUUUGGAUGACGAUUGGCGACGAUUCAGAGAUUAUCGAUGCACUGGAGUAGCAGUAAUCGAUUGCUGGGAUCGAUAUGAGUCGAUCUUGUGCAACGAAUUGGAUCGUGGUGGUCUAGGAACGAAAUCCCCAAAUUUGGAGCUCUCGCCGGAGUUCUUGCCGGCACCGGAUUCUGCAAAUUGUUGGCCGGAAUCUGUAAGUUUGUCAAAUUCGAUUCUGGGUCAAAUUUUCUUCGUUGUCUGGGUGGAAUGCGAACCUUGGAGUCCAACGAAGCGGCUGGAGCAGAUUGAAUGUGAAUUAGAAGCUGCCAUAGUUAUGCCGAAAAUUGUGUUUGCGCAGCCUACUUUCGAUCCAAUUUGGGAUCAAUUCUGUGAAUGGUUUGAGCAAACAAAGGAUAAAGUGUUGAGGGCAACACUUUUUCAAGAGGGAGGGCCUGAUAUGAUCCCAAAUUGCCCACCAUUCACGUCACAAUUAUUUGACAAAGAAGCUAUCAAAGUUGGGAAGAAGAAAGGCAGAAUUUGGCUGUGUCAAAAUCCGUGUUCAGGGUACAUACUUUGGAGGCAUGGUUCGCUCAAUUGGCUUGGUGGAAAUUCAAUUUUAAGAGUUUGUUUUUCAGAUAAAGUUACCAUCUUUCUAAUGGUAUGCUUUAUGGAUCCAGAAGAUGUCAUUAAGGUUGUUUUCCAAGUCCUCAAAGUUGCUACCUCAAAAUUGGAAAACUGCCAGAAAAUGGCUAAGGCAGGAAACUGUUUUGUGAAGUCUACUUUGGAGCUCAGUUCAAGGAGCAUGGAUCCGAUUCGAGACCAAAGGCUUCUACAACAUCAAACUAGGUAUGUUUUUGAACAAAGGGAAGGAAUUGGAUGAAGAAUUGGAGUUCGGGAAGGCCUCAAACAAAAGGCGUGAAGUUAGUACGAAAUCUGCCUUUUGACUGUUUGCUGGCAGCUUACUUGCACUUGAAGAAAGAGAGUUUAAAUCCGAAUUUUGAGUCCUUUUUAGAGUAGAUUUUUACCUUAAUUGUUUCCUAGUUCUAUUAGGUUUGUAUUAGGUUUAUUUGCCUAUAAAUACCUUUCUACUUUCGUUGUAAAACUCAGACUUUGAUUAAUCGAAUUGAGAACCUUUUGGUUUUGUGCAAGUUGCGACUUGUUUGAGUUUGGUAGAUUCCAAGCUUGUGAGCUUUGUAUCGAUUGAAUAUUCUCUUCAAUCGUGGUCGAGCAGCUACCCUUUUAUACCAUACGAGCUUUCCCCAGGUGUGGAAUUGUCCGUUGGUUCCGUUUUAUCCCAAGUUCGUAUUAAGAGCGCUUCGUUCUUGAUUCGAGCUCAAUCGAUUCUUCGAUUGAGUCGUUUGCUGCGUUACUUUGAUAACAUACACCCCCCAGGGGCGUAUCAAAUACGAGAUGGGCGACAAGCACAACAGAUGGAACCUUAACCUGGGGCAGAAUCAACCGCUAGGGAUGCCCAUGCAGGUCCCCCCCAGUGAAUCAGGUCCUGGCGAAAAACCCAGUUCCCCAGGCAGAUGGGGCUAAGCAUCCACCACCCCCGCCGGGCCCUACUAUGGAGUACUAAUACACUCCACGGGUCGCCGACAUCCGCCCCGUCAUCCUGUAUCAGCCCAUCCCAGUAAAUAACUUUGAGAUCA